GAUUACCCAAUCACACGCGAGAAGCUCACUUAUCUUGGUUGGCAAGAAUGGGACGACGACGCUCCAAGUGGAAGGACAACAAGCGCCUGGAUCGCGGCAGCCAAUUGCUGCAUCAUGCUAAGGCUGGAGACUGCGUAGCGCUAAAAGCGCUCCUGGAUGAAUCGAAUGAAGAAUCGAGCGAGUGUUUGCAGCUCACACAGGACCAUAAUGGCUCGACGGCGUUGCACCUCGCAACCAGUGAAGGGCACUGCGAAAUGGUGCAAUUGCUUCUGCAACUCGGAGCUGGUGAGGUCCAUUUAGCUGGCGGACGGAAGAAAUAUGCACGUACGCCACUGCACGAGGCUGCGAUCAAUGGACACUUGGAAGUCUGCCGCCUCUUAGUGAACUUCGGACUCUUGGUGGACUGCCACACCACGAGAGGACGCACACCGCUCAUGUAUGCUGUGAAAGGCAACUUUGUGGAGCUAGCGCGAUACUUUAUCAAAGAAGCAGGUGCCAAUGUGAACGAACAGAACGAGAUGGGGGUGACGGCAGUAUAUAUUGCGUGCCAGGACGGGCAGGAGGACAUGGUAAAGUUCCUUGUCCAAGAAGCACACGCGGAUGUGAAUUUGAGUAAUCGAACCAACCAUGCACCGCUCCAUGAAGCAGUCGCCGGUGGGUUUACGGCCGUAGUGGAUUUCUUGCUGAACAACGGAGCGGACAAGUACGUCGUGGAUAAGAUGGGCGUGACGGUGUGGCACGAAGCUGCGGGCAAUGGAUCUGUGGACAUGCUGGAGCUGCUAGUCCAGCACGACGUGUCACUCCAUCCGAACGGCCAGGAACAAGUAGACAAGGUGAUGGCUCGACAUCCGUUCCACUAUGCAGCAGUGGAGGGUAAGGCAGACUUUGUGCAAGCACUUCUGAAGAAAGAGCUCGUGGACGUCAACUUCGUGGAUAGUGAUGGCUGCACUGCACUCUACUAUGCAGCUGCAAAUGGUCACGUGGAUGUCAUGCAAGUGCUGCUGAGCUCCGGUGGCGACCCAAAUGUUGUCUCCAUUCGUCGAUCGCCUUUGCAUUGCGCUGUCGAGUGGCACCGUGUCGAGUGCGUGAAGCUACUGCGUCAGCAUGGUGCCGCGUUGGAUGCGAAGGACAAGGACGAUCUCACGCCUGUCAAGGUGGCAGAACAAAAAGGCUUUUGCGAUCUGUUGGCGCUUCUCGAUGAUGGCGAUGCGACGGCCCCGUAAACCUCAACAUGGUGGACACGAGAACUGAUGAAGUCGCAACGAACCUUUGCACAGCCAACUGUCCUAGCUGUUCUAUGCGCGGCCACUUCAUAGUAAUUAUAUAGUCAGCCUGGUAAUUACCAUUCCACUGCGCAAUGGACCAAGAGCUUGUCAUUUCUAACUCCACUAGCACAGAUCUUGUCGCUGUAAGAUCCGAUUGCACGACUUGAACAACCUGGUCAUCAUGGUGAUUAUGAUCAAGGUCUAGCUAGGCCAAUCCGAUCGCUCGAAUGCAAGAUCUCCUACG
Molecule: messenger RNA, 1509 nt
Organism: Phytophthora nicotianae INRA-310
Lineage: Eukaryota; Oomycota; Peronosporomycetes; Peronosporales; Peronosporaceae
Exons: 1
Coding region: 48-1223 (391 amino acids)
Molecular function (GO): protein binding
Source: RefSeq, a predicted model, not a curated record